This is a messenger RNA of Candida albicans SC5314, 1320 nucleotides long. RefSeq lists its product as uncharacterized. Lineage: Eukaryota; Fungi; Ascomycota; Pichiomycetes; Serinales; Debaryomycetaceae. Gene Ontology annotation, biological process: response to heat; protein refolding. Gene Ontology annotation, cellular component: cytoplasm. The record is from RefSeq and is a predicted model, not a curated record. Gene Ontology annotation, molecular function: Hsp70 protein binding; ATP binding. The transcript has a single exon. Bases 1 to 1320 code for a protein of 439 amino acids.
AUGCUAGAAACAGAUCUAUACGAUGUUCUUGAAAUAGAUAGAUCAGCCACUAAUGCGGAGAUUAAGAAAGCAUACAGAAAACUAGCUUUAAAAUAUCAUCCCGAUAAAGUGGCGGAAGAAGAACGAGAAUACUCUGAAACAAAAUUCAAAGAGAUAUCAUUUGCAUACGAAAUAUUGAUUGAUGACGUAAAGAGAGAUGAGUAUGAUAGAUAUGGUACUACCGAUGGAUUAAAUGGAAUGCCCGAUUUUGAAUUCGCAGGAAAUCCUUUUGAUCAAUUUUACGGUGCAGGUGCAGGUGCCCAGUUUAACGAAUAUGGUGGUGAUGACUUUUAUAAUUUCUUCAAUAACAUGAAUGGUGGUGGAGGUGCCCGUCACCAGACAAAAACAAACAGAACCGAGGAUGCACAUAUAGAGGUUGACUUGACUUUAGAAGAUCUAUACAAAGGUAAAGUUAUCAAAACCACAUCAACCAGGAAUAUUAUUUGCACUCAGUGUAAAGGAUCAGGCGUUAAAUCGUCAUCAGUGGUCUCAAAACAAUGCUCUACUUGUAAGGGAGAAGGACAAGUUAGAAAAAUAAAGCGUGUUGGGCCUGGCAUGGUUGCACAGACAUAUGUUGAUUGUUCUACAUGUCAAGGAAUUGGGAAGAUAUAUCGAACCAAAGAUAAAUGUAAAUUAUGCCAUGGUGCAAGAGUUAUUGAAGAAACAAAAAUAUUAGAGUUUGAGAUCCCUAAAGGUUCCCCUGACCAUGGGCUUAUAUACAAAAAUGGAGAAUCCGAUCAAUUUCCAGGAAAAGUUACUGGUGAUGUCAUAUUGGAAUACAAAUGCAAACCACAUAAAGUGUUUACCAGAAAAGAUGACGAUUUGUAUAUCAAAGUCAAAGUACCGUUAGUGGACUCUAUAUGCGGGUUUUCCAAGCUUGUGGCAGUUCACUUGGAUGGAAGGGGGAUAAAAAUAACAACUCCAAAAGGAAAGGUGAUCAGACCUGGCGAUUAUUUGAAGUUGCCUGGCGAAGGGAUGCCUAAAAGCACACCCAAAAAAUCAUGGUUCAAUUCUACGGAUUCUUCUAAAGGGGACUUAUACUUGAAGGUCGAGAUUGAAUUCCCACGUGAUAACUGGUAUGUUGAAAAGAAUGAUUUAACCAAAAUCAGAAAUAUUCUUCCAACUAAGCUCACUCAAGAAGAAAAAGAGGUUGAUGUUCCAGAAGCAAGUAUCGAGUUAUUUACUGAUUUUUCGAUUAUAGAUUCCAAUCAGUUACCCAAGUACAAUCAGGAUAGAAAGUAUGAACAACAGGGGUACGAGCAAUCAUGUGCCCAACAAUAA